Messenger RNA from Daucus carota subsp. sativus, 2304 nucleotides. RefSeq lists its product as uncharacterized. NCBI's taxonomy places the organism in Eukaryota, Viridiplantae, Streptophyta, Magnoliopsida, Apiales, Apiaceae. The transcript is spliced from 8 exons. The annotation marks the transcript as partial. The record is from RefSeq and is a predicted model, not a curated record.
AUGGCAACUACUACAUUUACCCAUGCAGGUGUGGACUUUGUCCCCAACAACUAUGCAGCCAUUCUUGACACUACUGAAGCUCCAAGAGAUUAUCAUCCCUUCCAGCGCUUCUUGGCACAGAGUGCUCUAGCCACAGCCCUUACAGCUCCUGCCAGACUCUCUGGAAGCCAAAUUAUCAAUUUUUGGAGAACGGGUCGCUAUGAUAAUGGUGGUACAAAUGGAUCUCCAUCCAUUAUAUUCUCUUAUGAAGGGGAGGAGUAUGCUGUCACUCCAGCCACAGUCCGUCAAGCUCUUAACCUACCUGAACAUUCCAAUUACAUCACACAUGGCGAUGCAAAUCUAAGAGCCAUGAUGACUGACUUGGGCUACUAUGAUUCUCUGGACAAAUUAGUAAACACUGAAGCUGCUUCUCCUCCAAAGCAGAAAAGAAGGAGGCUUGUUGCAGCAUAUGAAUAUGAUGAUUUGGAACCUACUCCUGCAACAACCUCUGAACCUGUUCAAACUAGUCCUCAACAACAAAAGCCAGCCAGAUUCAAGAGAAGGGCUCAAAAGCCAGAGAGGGCAAAAGUCCCAAUCACUGAAAUAACAGACUUCACAGUUGAGGAAGAGCAAACACCAUCAACUCCAGUUGCUGAACAUUCUCAAGCUCUGAUGGAGCAAGCUACAGCUGAAGCUGAAACAACAGUUUCUGAUCCCAAAUCUCCUAUAUCUGAUCAUGGAACCCCAACUCCAAUUCCUCAAUCACCAAUGAAAAUUCCUGAGGGGGCCAUUUCUCUUGCUAAGGCUGGUGAAGAGCCUAGCAAAUCACAGUCUAAAGCUCAAGAAAAAUCUGCUCAAGACACUGUUGAGAAAAUUGCUGAUCCUGCAUCUGAUAAUGAUGAGGAUGAUGAAAGUUCAGAUGAUGACAAUGAUGACAAUGAUAAUGAAACAUCUAAAUCAAUAGAUGGUCUCAGAACAGAAGUAGCUAAUAUCAAAGAGACAAAUGACAUGGAGAAGAAAAGGACUCUUCUACCUCUGAAAGAUAAUGUUCAGAAACUGGUAUCUGCAAAUGAAUCUCUGGACAAGAGGAUGACAAUGAUUGAAUCAACUCAAGAAAGGAUGUCCAAGCAACUUGAAGCCAUCCAAUCUUCACUUUCUCUGAUCACAUCAAUACUGAUUCCUGAUGAGGAUGAUCCUCCCGACCGUCAAAUUGAGUUUUCUAUUGACUUAGCACCCGGCACGGAACCAGUUUCAAAGCAACCGUAUCGAAUGGCGCCGGCAGAAAUGAAGGAGUUGGCCAAGCAAUUGCAAGAGUUGUUAGACAAAGGAAUUAAACCGGAAGACAUUCCAAAGACCGAUUUCAGAACUCGAUAUGGGCAUUACGAGUUUCUAGUUAUGGCAUUUGGAUUGACAAACGCACCAGCCGCCUUCAUGGAUUUGAUGAACCGUGUAUUCAAGAAGUAUUUAGACAAGUUCGUCAUUGUAUUCAUCGACGAUAUUCUCAUAUACUCGAAAUCUGAAGAGGAACAUGCUGAACAUCUGAGGAUAGCUUUGGAAACAUUAAGAAAGGAGAAGUUGUAUGCAAAGUUCUCAAAAUGUGUAUUUUGGCUACGAGAAGUGCAGUUUUUAGGACAUAUUGUUGGAAGUGAAGGUAUUCGAGUGGAUCCAGCAAAGAUAGAAGCUGUGAUGAAUUGGGAAAGGCCGAAGACCCCAACUGAAGUUAGAAGUUUCAUGGGAUUGGCCGGAUAUUAUCGAAGGUUUGUGAAGGAUUUUUCGAAGAUUGCAGUACCGUUGACAAGAUUGACUCGGAAGAAUGAGAAGUUUGAAUGGACCGAUAAAUGUGAAAAGAGCUUUCAAGAGUUGAAACAGAAGUUAGUCACCGCUCCAGUUCUAGCUUUGCCAGAUGAUCAAGGAGAUUUUGUUAUCUACAGUGAUGCGUCAUACAAAGGAUUAGGUUGUGUCUUAAUGCAACACGGGAAAGUGAUAGCCUACGCGUCAAGACAACUCAAGCCACACGAACAAAGAUAUCCGACUCAUGACUUGGAAUUGGCAGCAAUUGUGUUUGCUUUAAAGCUUUGGAGACACUAUCUUUAUGGCGAGAAGUGUGAAAUAUUCACGGAUCACAAAAGCUUGAAGUACAUUUUCAUGCAAAAAGAGUUGAACAUGAGGCAGCGAAGAUGGUUGGAAUUGAUUAAAGACUACGACUGCACGAUUAACUAUCAUCCCGGAAAGGCGAACGUAGUAGCAGAUGCGUUAAAACAUUUGGGAACCCGACUCAAGAUGAGUACUGCCUAUCAUCCACAAACGGACGGACAAAGCGAGCGU